GACCCACAUGGAAAAGUUACGGCACUCUACGGCGCGGCGUAAGUUUCGCGUGGCCGCUAUGACCAUUGGCACCUCAAACAAAACAGAUAUGGACAUGGCAAGAAAGUUCUACACCCAAGAUCCAGACUAUCAGAAGGCUUGUGAUCGCUCCGAUAACAAGUACAUGCCAGACAUUGAGGUGUUCAAGGACGCCUUCAAUAUCUUCGACAGGGACGGAGACGGAUCCAUCAGCGCCAACGAGCUCGACCUGGUGUUCAGGGCUCUGGGCCAAGUCUUGACGGCGCAGGAGCUGAAGAUCCUGGUGGCCGAAGCAGACCUGAAUGGGGAUGGGGUUAUCUCUAUUGACGAGUUCAUCGGCAUGAUGGCUAGGCGGAUUGUGCAUACUAAGGGGGAGAAAGAAGAAAAUAUAAAACGUGUGUUUGAGAUAUUCGACCGCGACGGCAGCGGUAAGAUCGACAGGAACGAACUCGCCUACGUACUCAACGAAGUGCUGGACCAGGACUGCAGCGAGGAACAGAUCGAGCAGAUUAUAAAAGAGGCGGACUUGGAAGGAGACGGCGAAAUCAACUAUCAGGAAUUCAAUAAUUACCUUUUCUCCCAGGAGGUCUGAGUAAAAGCAGCAGGAACACUGUUUAUAAACGACUCGGCUGCCCUGUACGGUAAGAUGCAAGGAUAGUAAUGUCAAGUAUAAUAUGUAUAGCAUCCUCGGAAGGCUACUAAACAUCCAAGUAGGGGAAGCAACCGGAGCCAUUCUAGCCUGGAGCUCCAACCCUAUUAGGCGGCUUCUGUAGUAGUUUCUGGUGCGUUGUGAGCUGUACCCUAUGUACAAUUUACCUGGAGACAACGCGGACUUGGUGUUUCACGGUGGGUCACUAUCAGCGUAUCAUACGCGCGUGUGCACACAUCGCGCAUACAGAUGCGAUGCGGAUAUAACAUGUACACGUGUAUGCUGAGUAACACACUAUAGCAAGCGCUUCCAAGCAAGACGGCAGUCGAACCAAUACGACUCGUGCCUCGCAGUUGCGGGUGGUGGCGCCACUUGGAAAUGGGGAUGUCACUUUAACUAGAGUGGAUAUCCUUGUCCCUUUCAGUAGACCCUCUGGAGCUGAGCAUGAGCACUAAAUUCGGAUACACCAGAUACCUCGUGUAGGAUAGGCAAAUCUACAUACGCCGUGGACAGCUAGUCGGUGGAAUGCAGAUUCGAGAGUUUGCCAUCGAACAAUAGUCAGAUAGCUGCAUGAGCAGCCAGUGAAAUGGUCACCCAUCUCUAGCUGUUGGUAGAAACAACGCUUUUCGAGAUGUCUAUGAUCCCGACGCAUGGACUAUAUUAAUAUCAAAAGUAACGAGUAACGCAUCCAAGUUUUGCGAAUACGGUAGUACGCGCCUGUAUAAAUACACCUAUCAAAACUUGAUGAUCUAAAUUCCACAUGAAAUAUUAAACUAAAAUAAUAAAAUCCAAUUCACGAUACAAAAG
Messenger RNA from Sphaeroforma arctica JP610, 1474 nucleotides. RefSeq lists its product as hypothetical. The transcript is spliced from 4 exons. Lineage: Eukaryota; Ichthyosporea; Ichthyophonida. The record is from RefSeq and is a predicted model, not a curated record. The coding region runs from base 8 to 610 and encodes 200 amino acids. Gene Ontology annotation, molecular function: calcium ion binding; enzyme regulator activity.